Molecule: messenger RNA, 1396 nt
Organism: Maylandia zebra (zebra mbuna)
Lineage: Eukaryota; Metazoa; Chordata; Actinopteri; Cichliformes; Cichlidae
Cellular component (GO): membrane
Source: RefSeq, a predicted model, not a curated record
UCAAACUGUCACGUGUGCAGGGAGUGUUUCUGCUUUCUCAAACCAAAGCUGUGAAACUGUGUCAAGAUGGAGCGGAUUGUGUUUUUUGGCGCUUUUUUAUGGCUGUGUUCAUGUGAAGUAAAUGAGUUCCAAUAUGUGUUUGUGCGGCAUGGAAAGGACUUACAUCUGGAUAUAGGGAGAUCUGUUGUACUAGACAAAAAAACAGAUUUGAUCUGGAAAUUUAAUAAAACUAACAAUGUAGCUAAAUGUGCUUUUAAUAAUGAUCCAGUUGUGUUUGACAAAUAUGAAGGAAGGGCUGAGCUCUUCAGGCAAAAUUACUCUUUGCUAUUAAAGAAUGUACAACACAGUGACAGUGGAGAUUAUACUGCACUCAUGGUUAGCAAUGUAGACCAAAAGGUAGCUGAAUACAAGGUCAUAGUCCAAGAUGCAGUUUCUCCAGUUAACCUGACAGUGGACUCUGUGUCUGGCAGCUCAGAGUCCUGUGUCCUUGCUGUGACCUGCAGCACAGUGGAUUCAUCCAUCCACCAUUCUUUUAGAUGUGAUGACAAAAACUGCUCUCAGGUCAAAGAAAAACCCACAAACUAUUCAUCCUCUUUCAUUGUCUACCGCCACCAAGACUUUAUCCUGUGUAAUCACAGCAACCAAGUUAGCUGGGAAUACAAUAAGAUCAAGUUUGACUGCAAGGCAAUUACAGUUCACAGCAGAGCCACCCUAAUUCAGAUUUCAACUUCAGUUGGUCUCUUUCUCUUGUCUGUCUUCAUUGCCCUUUGCAUUGUCACAAAAUAAAAUCACACCGGACAAAUAUUGUAAUCAGAUUCUCUCAGGAGUGCCCUGAAGGAUGAUGGAUGAGUUCAAACAAAACAAAAUGUAUUGGGUUUUUUUAUUUAUUUGGGUUUUGUUUGCCUUGUUUUGUUCUUUGGGGGGGGGGAGGUCUUUGUUUUUUUUAAACUGUACAUUCUUUGUUCAAUAUCUAUAAAAUAUUUAUAGAUUUGUCAUAAACACUGGGAUGUUGAUGGACAAGAAUACACAUUAGAUAGCAAGAAAGGAGGAGGACAGGAAAAUGCAGCCUAUGUAGUAGCAUUGAAAUGACAUGUGUAAACCUAAUAAUACUUUUUACGUUAUCACUAACAACUGUUAUUGAAAAGGUUACAGUUCUAACAAAUGUAUUAUUAUUUAUACUCAAAUCAACAACAGUAUAUUUUAACUUCAAAGUAAAAGUACUGUAAGUACACUCUUGUAUCAUUUAUCAGGUAAUGUCAGUGGACUAAGGUGAAUUUCAUGUACAGUCUGUGAAAAAAAAAAACAUUUUUUUUUAAACUUACAUGGUUACAUGCACUAAAGAAAUUAUCCUGUCACCACAAGUUUACCACACGAUUUAUUAAAUACACCUUGGACA